Zingiber officinale is the source of this 742-nucleotide messenger RNA. Its product is annotated as probable LRR receptor-like serine/threonine-protein kinase At1g05700. The transcript has 2 exons. Lineage: Eukaryota; Viridiplantae; Streptophyta; Magnoliopsida; Zingiberales; Zingiberaceae. The record is from RefSeq and is a predicted model, not a curated record. Bases 11 to 742 code for a protein of 243 amino acids.
UUCAUUUCUGAUGCCAAUUCAGUUGGAGAAGCAGCUGGCAACGGAGGAGAGUUCAGGCUCAAGCUACUACUGGUUUUGGCUUCUCCUGCAAAUUCUACUGAUUAAUGUUCUUGGGUUUCAUUGCCAGCCCCCUCCAGAUGCUUCGUCUUUCAUAAGCAUCGAUUGCGGGAUCGGCAAUGGCACCAGCUAUAUCAAUAGCACCACCGGCUUAACCUAUGUUUCCGACGACGCUUACAUAGACUCAGGCAAAGACUACACCAUUGACUUGACCUACUUAUCCUCCUUCCAGCAGGAACUAACCACCUUGCGCAGCUUCCCCGACAGCACGCGGAGCUGCUACACGUUGCGACCGGUGGUGCAAUACUACAAGUACUUGGUGCGUGCCUAUUUCUUAUACGGCAAUUACGACGGACUCCACAAAGCUAACACUAUCAAGCCUUUGGAGUUCGAUGUCUACAUCGAUGUUAACAUGUUGAUGACAAUGAGCAUACAAAACGAGUCUGUUACAUAUAGAGCAGAGGUUGUGAUCGUUGCGGUGGCCAACAAUUCUGUAUCGAUUUGCCUAGUGAAUACCGGCAAUGGAGUACCCUUCAUAUCGUCUUUGGAGCUGAGACGCAUAGAUUCCGCUUUGUACAAGCUAGUCAAUAACAGCUUCUAUCUUCAAGUCUACACCAGGCGAAACCUGGGUGCAACACAAACCAUAAGGUCAGUGAUGUGUGUAUAUAUAUAUAUUACUUAUUAA